Molecule: messenger RNA, 1255 nt
Organism: Anastrepha ludens (Mexican fruit fly)
Lineage: Eukaryota; Metazoa; Arthropoda; Insecta; Diptera; Tephritidae
Product: acid sphingomyelinase-like phosphodiesterase 3a
Exons: 5
Coding region: 1-936 (311 amino acids)
Source: RefSeq, a predicted model, not a curated record
AUGAAUGCCAAGCGCAGCUCCAAUGUGAAGUGUGUCCCCGGUGACGCUGAUAGCUAUAAUUGCUACUUUUGGCACAUCACAGAUUUGCAUUUGGACACAUUUUACUCGACGCAAGGAGAUGUUAUGCACAGUUGCUGGCGCAUCGACGGUCAAUCGCCAAGCGCUUCCAUUCGUUCACCGGGUCGCUUUGGUGAUUACUUUUGCGACAGUCCUUGGAGUCUAAUUGAGUCGGCGGCGAAAGCAAUGAAAUCGCGGCAAGGUGACAAUGUCGAAUUCGUGCUAUGGACAGGUGAUGGCCUGUCGCACUCAGCGCUGAAAGAGUCAGAUACAAAAAGACUGGAGAUCCUGCGCAACAUCACUGAUUUACUUGGACGUACAUUUUCAUCUCAAUUCGUAUUUCCGGUGCUUGGUCAUGAGGACGGCACAACUAAUUUUCGACAUAUGGGUGAACUGUGGCGGCAUUGGUUGCCUUCGGAGGCACUACAUACGUUCGAAAAAGGUGGCUACUACUCCAUUGAGCAGACAAAAAGUCGUCUUCGCAUAAUUGCGCUGAAUACAAAUUUCAUGCGCUACGAUCACAAAUCCCAGCCGAGCCAUCUGGCAGCAGUGCGACAGCGCACCCCAAAUGCUGCUAAUGGUAAUGGCGAUUCGGAAUAUAAGACCUAUUACUAUCACCACGGUUCAAUACAUCAGCAUCACGGCCAUUCGUCCGGCGACUGGAUGCCGCAUGGUGGCAACUAUGGUGGCUAUGGUGUUGGCCAUCAUCGUGGCAUGAAUGCAAUACCGGCGUUAAGCGUUGGUGAUGGUGGCGGACGGGUCAGCGCACUAUCCGAGUAUGAGACUCAAGAUGCGGAAAAACAGUGGAUUUGGCUGGAAGAAGUGCUGGUUAAGUCAAAAAAUAACAAAGAAACGGUAAGUUUUCGCUGUGAUUUUUAAUUCAUCGAUACGAAGAUAUGUAUUUACCUACAUGUAUUUGCACUUAAGUGUAUAUAUUUAUUCUAAUUACAAUAUUGAUUCCGUCAUAAGUAUUUCCUUUAUUGGGUUCAAAGUUUUUAGCCAUUGUGACUAAGUUUGGGAUACCAGGUUUUAAUUUUUUUUUUUCAAUUACUAAUUAAAAUAAAUUUCGAUACCAGCCUUCCUCGAAAGAAAGAUAGUACCUAGGGAAACAAGUGAAAAUUUGAAUAAAUGAAUUUGUGUUCGUGUUACUAGGCGCACGGAUCAACAGUCGUGAAAGAAAAAUUUUGUACGAAUCCAA